This is a messenger RNA of Bicyclus anynana (squinting bush brown), 9445 nucleotides long. RefSeq names its product serine/arginine repetitive matrix protein 1. The record is from RefSeq and is a predicted model, not a curated record. The transcript is spliced from 11 exons. The coding region runs from base 1 to 1551 and encodes 516 amino acids. Gene Ontology annotation, molecular function: protein binding. NCBI's taxonomy places the organism in Eukaryota, Metazoa, Arthropoda, Insecta, Lepidoptera, Nymphalidae.
AUGGGUAUUGCAAUCAAAGCCGUACCCAAAGGACGCGGCGUCAGAGUCAGCAAGUCAGACCGGAAGACCUUGAUCGAUGUGCCCUUUGAGCCCGUAAAUAUCGGCCGGUCGAGUACGUCGAUAGCGCCGGAGGACGUGAUAGACCUCGGCGCGCCGGCUACUGCAGGCAGUCGCCUCAAGGUGAAAAGCGGCGCCGCCAGCAAUCGCACCUCGCCGCCGCCGCGCUCCUCUACCGGUACUCUGUACACGCCGAACCCACGACUGUAUCCGGGACCCACCGCCAACAAGAAAGGUGCAAAGAUUCGUUCCAGUGGAGGCCGUCGCAAGCGACAGAAACGCGAGCGAAAGUUCACAAAGGCAGUGCCGAACAGCCGACUGUACCGCCCUGCGCCGCCGCGACCUCCUCCUCCACAACCUCUGCCACCGGGGAUCUGGUCAACAACAGCGCCCACGCGGAACCUAGAGACAGCGUCGAAAGCAGCGUUCAAAUUACUGCAAGAGCGGCAAACACGCCCACCAUCUCUUUUUGGUGAUUUGCGGCAGCCAUCUUUGUCGCCGUUACGCGGUUCACCGACCCCGCAUACACCGAAGCCUGGGGUCGAUGCAGUGAAUAAACGCCUCGUGGUCACAUUGCCGGCAGCGUCCGGGUACGCUUGUUACAAGCCGAGGAGCGAGCGGCUACAGCUUCGUGCGAGACCCUCGCUGGGCUCCGGUUCGUCGACGCCCCCGGCCGCGCGAAUUCGGUUGAAGACCGAAGCGCGCUCGGGCAAGAUGGCCGCCACCAACAAAAACUCCACCAGUCCCGACUGUUCCGAUGGAAAUGACGCCUCGUCGGCUCCUAGCGAGUUCUUAGCAGAGUUCUUGUCAGCAAUAAUGCGGCGUCAGUACGCGGAGGCGCUGAAGUACUGCCAGCUCAUCCUGCAGUACGAGCCGCACAACGCCACCGCGCGCGGCUUCUACCCGCUGCUGCAGCACAAAGUGAACGCGCACGCCAACACGCACCGCAAAGCGCAGAAGAAAGAGGAGACGAGCUCCGAGAGUGAGGACACCAGUCCCAGAGCCCGACGUGCUUUGUCAGACGCGCAAGGCCCACAGAAGCCAGCAGAAGUGGACCCAGAGACGGAAGGCUCGGCGGACGGUUCAGGGUCUGGCGAGGAGGAGAUGGAGCAAGGCGCGGAUGGGUCGGGCUCGGCGUGCUCGUCCCUCGAGCUGGACUCCGAGCCCUCGCCCGCCUCCCCCUCGCCGCGCACCCCGCGCACGCCGCACACGCCGCGCCGCUCCGAGCGCGACACCACCGACCCCACCGACACCACCACCACCGACCCCUCGGACAGCGCAUCGUGGCGCUGGGAGAGCGGCGGCGAGCGCUCGGACCGCGACGACAACGGCAACCGGCCCGCGCCGCACACACACUCGCAUCACCAAGGUGGUGUAGACGACAAGGACGUGGAGAAUGACAACGCGCUGCUGCCGCCACACUCACAUCUCACGAGUGAGUCGAUGUCGUCGCUGCAGCGAUUGCGUGCUCAGUUCACGUGCUCAAUCAAGUGAGGUGUCCUACACAUCGCGAGGUGGGUUGUACCCACCCUGUCACCUCCGUGACCCACCCGCUCUGACUACGUCCACUCGUCCGUCUUGUUAUGUUUCAAAUAAUUUCGUUUUAGUCUUGAAUAUUUUUGUUUGUUUGUGUUAAAUGUAAAGCUAAGCGCGCUUUACCGAUUUCGAUCGUUGUAAAUGGCCAAAAAAUUAAAUCGCCUCUUUUAACCAAAUUAUCUACCAUUAAUUCAAAUCUUAUUGAAGUGAACGUAAAAUAUAUACUUAGAUACAGACACAUCAUACCUAAAUAUCCAUUUUUGUAAUAAUGUUUGUAAAAUAAUUCUAAAUCGGCCUAUCAAAAUCGGUCAUGUUUGUUAGCACGUUGUCACAAUGUAGACACAUCUCUUUUAUACCAAUUUUAUUUUCAUAAAAUAAUAUAAAUGGGCCAGUGAUGACUUGACUUUUGUAAUUGUAGAUAUAUAAGUUAAUAGUAUGUCAGCACCUUAAAAGUUUACAUCUUUAAUUAUUAGAAAUCAUGUUCUGAGUCGUCUGGUACUUAGUUUCGUAGCAACUCUUCGCCUUACAUCGUUUCAACUCUCUUGCCCUUUUACUUGAAUGAUCGAGUGCCAGGACUUUUACCUACUAGCACCUAAACCCAACUCCAUAGUUUCUUACUAUAGGUACUUACAAGUAGCUAUGGUAUCAUUAUCUGACAAAUUUUCAAUAUAUAAAGAAUUACGAAAGUCUGGCCAAAACAGGUCCUCACUCUUAAAUAAUAAUAGAUCAGAAUUAGGGUUUUGUAUAAUAAUAUAGGCCUAUCGAAGGCCCCUGACAUCUAAAAUAUGAAAUUAAUGGAAUUGUUAAUAAAUUGCCUACGUAAUGUUAUCUGAUGUUUUUACUUUAUUUUUAUAUGGCUUACUAAAUAAAUGGUACUAAAUAACUUUCAACAAUAUUUAGACUAAUUAAUAGUUUAGCGUCAGACCAGAUACAUCUUAUAUUUUACUAUUAAGAGACCUAUAAUCCCUGUACUGUGCUAUUUUUAACCCUAUUAGUUAAAUUUUGAGAUGCUAAGUAAUUUCAUAGUACUAGUAGGACACAACCUUAAACACAAUACGUCUAUAUACUAAAUUAUUGGAGUAAUCGUUGAUUUGAUUGAAUAAUUGAUAUGAUUGAUUAUUAUUUUUACUAUCUUAUCGUAUUAAUGAUUAGUUUAUUGAUUAUUUUAAAGGUUUAAAGAGAUAAUAAGCUACAAGACUUAUUUUAUCACUGAAUAAAAAACGGAGUCUCCUGAGUAUGAGUAUAUACCUAUUAUGAUGUAUUCGGAUGUAAAAAAAAACCUCUUUAUAUUGAUGUAUUAUCUAGUAAGACUAAGUAGUCGAAGAUGUACAAUCGGUUCAAGGACCGAUUAAUGCACCACAUCGCAGACUAAAAUGUAAUGUGCGUAAAUCUUUAUCAAUAUAAAUGUUGUUGAAUUUAACUCCUAGUAAAGUGGACCUAACUACGCCGCGGCGGCGUACUACCGUCGCCGAUGGUACAUAUCUGUGUGUUACUAUUACUGUAUCGUAGGUUACUGUUACUGCACAAGUUAGUUAAGAGUUACUUUGUGUAGUAAGACUUUUUACGGCUGCAUACAGUGGGCGAGUCGAGUAGACUUAACAGUUGAAUUCAUAGGCGUUGUAGGGACACCCCCAGGGGAUCAUUAACUCGUUGAGUGUCAAAUUCCCAAACAAAUAGAGGAUAAUUUCGACACUCAGCGGCUGAAUGAUCCCCUGGGGGUACCCCUAUAACGUCUAUGAAUUCCUCUGUAAGAAACAUCACUGUCAACUUUGUAUUAGGGUUCGUUAAUAGUUGGGAGAAGCAGAAACCUGCUUGUUGUUGCAACUAAUUUUAUCAACAAGUGCAACUUGCAACUAGAGUGGCGACAUCUGUGCAGAGUAAAGUUAUAAAAUUGCAACUUAGACCAGUCAAUGUUAUUAUGCAGGUACCGUAGCAGAGUUCUUACUAAUUGCUUGUCGAAUCUCAAAGUUGUUGUUACCCCUACUGCUGUCAACGAUGUCACGACAAAAUAGCAUCGAAGUCUUAUAAACUUGACAAAGUAGGUAAGUUGUAAUCAAACUACAGGAGGUCUAUUCUGCAACGAUGUUUUGUAUAACUCGCACGUGCGUGUUUCGAAUUCACCUCUUUCUGUCUCUUUCUCUACUAUCGUGAUAGACAGAGAGAGAUAGAGAUGAAUUCGAAGCUCGCACUUGCGAUACAAACAACGUUACAGAAUAGCCCAGCUGGUUUGUAUUGACGUAACAUCGUAGGCCCGUAGCCUCGUAGACAGGAGCUACGCACCUUUAUAGUAAACAGAUGCUUUGUGUCCAAUAAAAUAAUAUUGAUUGAUAUACACAUGGUGUGAAUCUAAUACGAAUCUAUGAUAGUGCCUAUCAUAGUUCAGUAAAGUAAGCAACCACGAGUUGGGGACCAUGGUGGCUAUGAGAGUUUGCAUAUUGUCGUCGCAAGUGUCGAACAUUUACGAAUAUGUUAUAUUUUCUUCGGAAAAAUAUGUGGAGUAACCGCCCUACUAGACAGUAGACACUUCUUAGUUCCUAGCGUCGUACUAUACAUCCAUCCGCUAAAAGUGCAAUCUUCAACAGUGGUUUUGAUGGGACGGUUGCAAUGAUGUUAGAAGAAAAGAGCUAGAUAGAUAUGCGGAUUGCAAGUGACACGCUAAAACUAUGCUGUGUGCCUAGUGGGAGUUUUUAAUAUUUCCAUACUGUUACUAUCACGUUGACGUUUACGCAAAUUUAUAUGGAAUUGAGACAGUUGUGCAGUAGUGCCACUAGAUGGCGCUGUUUCAAUUCCUUUGAAAUUCGCGUUUACGUUACGUGACGUUAACAGUAUCAAACUGCCACUAGGCCCUCUGAUUAGCAAACCUAAGCUCAGUCGCCGCCAUAGAUGAUACAUUAUAUGUCGCCGCACUGUCUUCGCGCUGUUGACAACGCCGGUGAAAUUAUUUUUAUGUGCCAACUGCCACUUGUAAACAUCGAAUGUGGUUUAUGUAACCUCUUUUUUUCUUCUAACAUCAUUAGGACGGUUGCUAAUAUAACUACGUAUUUUAUGCUUGGGUGAUUGAAGGUUUGGAGCUUUGUAACUUGCUAUUUUUCAAAGCCACGAUCACAAGCAAGCACUACAUUAGACUCGUCCACUGUUUGCAGCGGCUUCAUAAAAAUGUAUUGACUGUACCAACUUGAAUUAGAAAUUAAACGAUUAAAUGUAAUAGUACCUACACUGUGGCGGUCUCCCCCACGCAAUAUCUCACGUACCUAUUUAAUAUAAAAAAGUUUUAUGAAAUAUUUGCUCAUCUAGUUAUGUUAGUCAAAUUACCAAAUCCAAAACUGUUUAAAGCAAAUUAACUCACUUCACAAGUUCGGAAAAGUUUUGUUUGCAGCGCGGAAACAUCGUGUAUAAUUUAAAACUUAUCGGCUAGCGUAGAAAAAUAUUUUAAAUUUUGAACACGACGAACAACGUAACUUUUAAAUAUGGCCGUUUUCUCUUUGUCUUCGUUGUUAGUGUCUUUGUGAGUUUUCUGUUAUGUUAUCCAUUUGCUGUUUGUCAGUAAAUAAAAUAUAUUAACUUUCGCAACCUGAGCUUUUUCCGUAUUUUAUAAUUAUUACAUAAAUAAUACCUACCAGUUUAUUUUUUUUGCGUAUAUCUACCUACGUUUCACCAAUUUCACAAAGAUUAAGAUUUAAGUCCGCCACUGUGUUGGUACCUAGAGAUAGAGAGUAUUAUUGUAACUAUUACUUGUAGGCACGCGCGCCAUUUCUUCGCUCCGUCUGAUUGAUGAUGAAAAAAAACAAACUAGUAAUUGAUCUUACAGUAACCUACAUUAGGUAUUUGGACUAUUUGGAACAGUAUCUAAUAUCGUAAGACCUGAAACUGAUUCGAAUACCUAACUGCUACAGUUCCAUUAGGAAACCUAAAACAAAUAUACCUUUUACAAUAGAUACAAGAUAAUACAAAACAGACGGAGCGAAAAUGAAAUGUCAAACUGCCUCCGCUAUCGCAGUGUCUUGUGACAUCGCUUUACGGUCCGGGGUUCGCUGCGUUCAUUUUCCAUAUCCAGGCACCAUUUAGUAAACAUAUACCUUGAAUAUAAGAGACAUGUUAAAAAAACCUUAUUUAGGUAUCUAAAUACUACAAUCAAGGUGACACACAGUUAUUCUAUGUUUAUGGAGGGUAGAGGUAAUGUUAACGAGAAGUUUUUGUUAAAAACUGUGUGCUGUAAACGAUGAAAUUGUGGAAAUUUGACCGGAAAGGUGAGAACUCAUCUUUAUAUACACGUAUAAAAGAAAGUCAAAUUUGUUACAACACUUAUAACUCGAGAUUUUCAUGGUUUUUGAUUCGUUGGAUUUGUCUCCGCUCCAAAUAGCAGAAUACAUCUUACAAACAAUGAAAAAUGAAUUCAGGGGUAGGAUGGGGUAGGGUAGGGUAGGGGUAGGGUGAUGGUAGGGUUGGGAUAGAGAAGAAGUAAACAUAAUACAAAGCGAAACUUAACCGGGUUCGCUAGUUAAUAACAAUGUGAGGAUUAGAAGUAUUUGUUAAUGAACUUAGAGAGAGUGAAGUAAAUAUGCAGAGUAAAUAUGCAGAGUAACUUUUACCUUCCAUAGUCCGAAUAUAUAAUUAUAGAAUGGGCGUAGACUAUAGAUCGAUUCUCUAAUAUCUACCUAUAACGUAAUAAUUGUAAGUUGAUUUAGGUUUCUUUAUCCAAUUAAAUAAGUUUACCUACUUGAUAAAAACAAUAGUAGGUACACUUAGGGUAACGCAACGAAUCCCGCAAUACCUAUUCGCGAUAGUGCAAUCGUUUUGUAUGAGCUGAGUGCAACGAGAAGACUGAAUGAAGUGUUGACUUGUUUUUAGAACAACCGAUUCUUUUCGAUAUCGUCGACGCGUGCGCACCUCUAGUAGCUAUUAAGCCCUAAUACGUCUCCAUAAACAAACUGGUUACCUAUGUAUUUAUGUAAUGUACCUACAUUUAUCAAGAUAAAAAAAACAAAAUUCAUUCAAAUAUUUCAUUUAGGCUUAGUUUACAAGCACUUUUGAAACGUCAAGUUAUGUCAUGAUUUAAUGGUGAUAAUUAAAGUCGAAAACUUAAAAUUAGGUUUACGAGGGUUCCAAAGCGCCUCGGUUCGAGAAGAUCACAAAAGAAACUCAGUCAACUCAGAUCUUUAAACACAUGCAAAAAUCAUUAACUUAAGGCGGAUUAACAUUUGUCUGUCGUGUCAUUUGUUUGUGUGACGUCAGACAAUUAUAAAUCCGGCUUUACACACACCUUUCGUAAUCAAUCAUAUUGCCUUGAAUAUCUUUCUUUUCUGAAAACAUUACUGAUGGAAGUCAAUAUCUUUUUUAUAUCCAAUAACUGUCAAUGGGCGCUGUUCUUUUUAAAUGUCAUAAUAAAUGUUAAAAGGUCAUCACAUCAUUUAUCUGACUCGUUCUUCUUACCCUGGUCGUAAAAUCUGUGCAUGCGACUGUAUUCAAUUAUCUGCUUAGAGGUGCGCUACGUUGUCAACUGUUCCUUAAUAUAUCUACAUUUAUAUAGAUUUAAGCGUGACGUAGCCAAAGGCUUAGUUGUUUGAACUUAUAUUUGAGUAGCUCUGUAUUUUAAUACCAAUGAACACAGCCAUGGAAUAUUACUUUUCCUAUUCCUUGCUUAUUGUUCCUUGUCAGCUAAUCUAGCAAGGAAUAGGAAUAAUCUGCUAUAUACCAGGAGGGGUUAAAAUGUGAUCAACAGCAUAUAAGUAUCUGCUGUAUAAUUUGUGCUGACAUAAGGGAUCAUAUGUGCAUUUUAAUCGGAUAAGCUGUGUGCAUUGGUCCUUAUAGCGCCGAUUUUAAACACUGUUUGUAACUAUAAAAUUUACUACCUAAGUAUUUAAAAGGAAUUUGAAACAUUGUGUGACAUUUGGGAUAGUAUUGUAUCAUUUUCUUGUAUUUGAAAUGAAUGUCAAAAUGUAAAGUAUUAAAUAUUGAUUAUUGUAAUUAAUAUAUUUCUUAUAAUAUUUUUGUUGUAUCUAGAUGAAAUAUUAAAAUUUGGUGUGACCGCACUGAUAUUUUAUUUCCUAAAUCGUUAACAAUUCCCUUCACAAUUAUAAUCUAUACUAAUAUUAUAAAUCUGUAGAGUUUGUUUGAACACUCUAAUCUCUGGAACAAUUCUUUCAGUGUUAAACAGCCCAUUUUUCGAGGAUGGCUAUAGGCUAUAUUAUCCCCGUAUUCCUACGGGAACGGGAACCACGCGGGUGAGACCGCGCGGCGUCAGCUAAUAAUAUCAUAAUCGUCGUAUCAGACGUCCACUGCAGGAUAUAGUCCUUUUAUAGGGACUUCCAAACAUCACGAUACUGAGCCGCCUCCAGCGAAUACCUGCGACUCGCUUGAUUUCAAUAAUAUGAUAAAAUGUGCAGACAUCAGCCUUUGAUUAACGAGAACUGUUAAAUACUGGAAUAGGAAGAUAAAACGUAUCAACCAAAUAAAAAAAAUAGAUGAGUUUUUGACAAACCUAAUCUCAAAGGCAAGUUUGAGGUGUUACGCAGAAAUGUGGGAAUGGUGGCAGCACCUCUAGUUAGAGCAUCCAACUCUUGUAGUCCGAUGGGUAUUAGACAUGGACACAAGUGGAGAGAUACAUAGACCAUCAAAUAAGGGUAAAAAUUGCUUCUUCGUAUUACCUAAGUAGGGGCCUAAUUGUCUAACGCAAACGAUUGAAUUUGACAGUUGAAAUCGUACGUUUUUACUUGUCAAACGGCUAUUUCGGAUUGUGUAAGCCAAUGGAAAGCCAUCGGUUGGGCAUAGUUAGUUCAUUACGAUUAGAUCGUUAUUUUUAUACGAAGAGUGAAUGAUUUGUUAAGAUUUGACAGUUAUUUGCGAUUGUCUUCGAAUUGUGUAAAGUUUUAUGUUCAUGGCUUAUGUCAAAAACUUACGAUGGGUCUUGAGUCACCUUUGAUCGUAAAACGGACAAAUUGUGGAUGUCCAAAAUUCCAAAAUAAUAAUUUAUAUUUUAUUAAAUAUCUAAAAUUAAUAUUUUUUUCCAUUCUAAAUCUCUCAAUUCAGUCUCUCCGUCCACUGUUAGCAUUUUUAGGACGAAACUUUGCGAAGUGUUUUGUUUGUAAACAAUGAACUCUGUUAAAAAGAGUAAUAAAUAAUAUAUUCUUUGCAAUGAACCUAUAAAGUCAAAACAAUGAAGUUAAUUGAGUGCUAUUAAUCGAUUUAUAUAGGAUGCUGAGACUUGGACUCUGAGAGAAAGUGAGAAAAAUAAUGUACACGCUCUAGAAAUGAGUUGAAGAAGAAUGCUUGCAUAUCCUGGACACAGUCUCACUCCUCCAAGAACUGGGGAUCAAACAGCAUCUUUCUUCCAGCAUCCAAUGUCUUCUUACACACACUUUCUUUGGACGUACCAGAGAAAGAGACGAUAAGUCCAUAGAGCGACAUAAACUCACUACCUACGAUAUUUAAUACCAUACCAUGUUUUAGAUUUCUGCGACAUCUUGCAUGUUGUUGUAUCCAAUGUGUUGGGAUCUGUGUUCCAGGGCCUAUGUGUGUGGUUUAGUUAAGUUUGCUGGUUAUUAAGCAAAAAGGAAUCGAAUUUCAUUUUUAAAAUUAUGAUUAUGGCGAACGAACUCUUUCGUCAUCGCUCAUAGGAUAUUUGGAAUAUGCCCUAUAACUGCAGACUCCAAUAUUGCAAAAAGCACCUGCAAUACAGUGGAAUAAUAUAUUGGUGUGCUGAAGAAAAGAUGGCAAAGGCUUUUAGCUGAUAGGACAUUGUACUGAUGACCCUGUUAUCUGGUCAAAUCAUAAAUGUGUGUGUAUUAUCAAAAUAUUUGCAUAGAUUGUGAAAUGCUGAUGAUAUUUGAAAAUAAAAGAAUACUUACUUCGCUGA